AUGGUCACCACCCGACGCUCAACCCGGUCUUCGUCUGGCCCCGGCGCCGGCAAACAACAGACCCUCAGCUUCAAGCACAAAGUCACCAAGGCCAUACAAACCGGCAAAGAAUCCUACAAAUCGCCCUCCCGCGCCCGCGAGUACAUUCCCGACCCCUCUCCCGAGCCGACGACAGAGGUCCCCGCCACCCCGAGCAAGGCGCCUAAGACCCGCGAGGGGCAGACGCCGGCGCCGGAGCAGGAAGAGGAGGCAGAGGAAGAAGAAAAGGUUAAGGCUCCUGUGGUGCCCGAGAAAUCGGAGGCUGAAGCUAAGGCGGCUAAGACGAGUGACCGGGCGAUUGAGAAAUAUUGGGAGGGGAUUGAGUCGAGCCGGGAGGCGCGAGCUGUGCAUCGGAAGCAUACAGAGGGCUUGGCGACGGGGGAGAAAGUGCUGCGGUACUUUGACGUGAGCUCACAGUAUGGGCCCUGCAUUGGCAUCUCACGCCUAAAGCGUUGGCAGCGGGCGCAGAGGCUGGGUCUGAACCCGCCUGUGGAGGUCCUUGCUGUGUUGUUGAAGGAGGAGGGGAAUAAGGGUAUUGAAAAGGCGCACAUGGAUGAGCUGCUGAACUCGGCUGCUGUUGCCUCGGUUGGUGCUUGA
Dichotomopilus funicola is the source of this 636-nucleotide messenger RNA. RefSeq names its product DNA polymerase delta, subunit 4-domain-containing protein. Gene Ontology annotation, cellular component: delta DNA polymerase complex. Gene Ontology annotation, molecular function: DNA-directed DNA polymerase activity. The transcript is spliced from 3 exons. The coding region runs from base 1 to 636 and encodes 211 amino acids. The record is from RefSeq and is a predicted model, not a curated record. Gene Ontology annotation, biological process: DNA-templated DNA replication; DNA synthesis involved in DNA repair. NCBI's taxonomy places the organism in Eukaryota, Fungi, Ascomycota, Sordariomycetes, Sordariales, Chaetomiaceae.